Messenger RNA from Lolium rigidum, 1665 nucleotides. Its product is annotated as probable sodium/metabolite cotransporter BASS4, chloroplastic. NCBI's taxonomy places the organism in Eukaryota, Viridiplantae, Streptophyta, Magnoliopsida, Poales, Poaceae. The coding region runs from base 1 to 1449 and encodes 482 amino acids. The transcript has 16 exons. The record is from RefSeq and is a predicted model, not a curated record. Gene Ontology annotation, cellular component: chloroplast envelope.
AUGGGGAAGGAAAGUGCAGUCCUUGCCAUUCCGUGUCUCUCGCCCGUACAAUUCCCCACCACUCUGUACAACUGCGCGUUCCUGGAGGACGAGGAUGGCGAGCGCGGCAGGCUGGCGGCGGCCGGCGGCGUCGCGGAUGGCGAGCCCAGGAAUAGUUUCACGGUGCAAACUGCUGCCCGGUUCGGCGCAGCGCAAGCCACGCCGGAUUCCGACUCCGCCACCGCGAUGAUAACCCAUUACCCCUCCCUGCUCCGCGCACCCCUCCCCGCCGGCCUCCGCCACCUGACUCCCCACGCUUUCCAUUUCACCGCCACCGCUUACUCCCGUCUUCCGCCGCCACCCUUCCGCGUGCGGCCUCUGCGCGCCGCCGCUGGAGGAGGCUCACCGGUAGCUGGUGAUGGAGGCAAACGCGCCACGCCUCCCCCGCUGGGAGCCGCGGUGCUCGACUUCGUGCGGAGCAACUUCCUCCCUCUAGCUCUAAUCGGUGGGAUUGCUUUGGCCCUCCUGGAUCCAACUCUUGGAUGCCUUGCUCACAAAUAUUCCCUGUCAAAAUACAGCACUUUUGGGAUAUUCAUUAUCUCAGGACUGACUCUGCGUACCAAGGAGCUUGGUGCAGCGUUACAAGCUUGGCCUGCUGGACUAUUUGGACUAGGCUCAAUUUUGCUGUUGACGCCCUUUCUUGCAAAAUUUAUUGUGCAAAUUCAGUUCUUCCCUCGUGAAUUUAUCACUGGGUUGGCCAUGUUUUGUUGCAUGCCAACAACAUUAUCAAGUGGAGUCACACUAACACAGCUUGCCGGUGGUAAUUCUGCACUUGCUCUUGCAAUGACAGUCAUAUCCAAUCUGCUGGGCAUUAUAUUUGUACCUCUUUCACUUGCAAAGUACAUUGGCGCUGGUGCUGGGGUGUCUUUGCCUACAGAGAAACUGUUCAAAAGUCUGGUCAGCACCCUUUUAAUACCCCUUAUUUUAGGCAAGGUUGCCCGAGAAACCUCAAAAGAUAUUGCUGAAUUUGUUGAUGGGAAUCGCCAGGGACUUUCAGUUAUAAGUGCUGUUCUUCUCAGCCUAGUCCCAUGGAUACAAGUAAGUAGAUCAAGAUCAAUGCUCUUGUCCGUGCAGGCAAAAGCUUUUGCUAUUACUGUGACCAUUGGAGUGCUUUUACAUCUUGCUCUGUUGGCUUUCAAUGCUACAGCACUGCAGCUCUUGUCGUGUCUUAAACAGAAGGAAGAAUCGGUCUUCACAAGCAAAGAAUAUUCACGAGCUGUCAUUUUGGUGGCCAGUCAGAAAACACUGCCGGUGUUGGUUGCUGUGGUUGAGCAGCUUGGAGGUGCUUUGGGAGAGUCCGGAUUUCUUGUCAUCCCAUGUGUUGCUGCCCACAUUAAUCAGAUCAUUAUCGAUUCUAUCCUAGUAAAUUGGUGGCGCCAGAGAGACCAACAAUCUACUAAUGCAAAAUAACUCAGAAUUCGAAUUUGAUAAUAAGUUGAACAGUAAUCCGGAACUACUCUGGGAAGUUUGUCACCGAGUGAAAUUAAGGUUACAGCAUAUUCAGUCAUUUUGUAAGGAAACAUCCAUUGAUAUUUUCUUCUUCUUUAGAACACCUGGGCUGCUUAAAGCACUGCCCUUUCAGAUGGUAGAACAACUAAUGAGAAUGCAGUUUCAGCUUGUGGUUUA